AUGGAGACUGAGGUGUCAGAGGCGGGCAACCCCUAUUCAGCAGAAGGCGACAGCCUGCUGCUGGACCCGGACCUGUACGAUGCCGACACCGACGAUAUUCCAGACCCAGGGCUGCUCAAGGAAAAGAAUGAGCUGUUUGCGGAGCCUGUCCCACGGCUUCUCACCAGCAGCUCGUGGUGGCAGAACCAGACUCCACGUGCUCGUGCCCGCCAGCUGUGGCUGCUUCUCCGUGGGGGCCUCCAGGACAUCGUGGAAAAGGAGAAGAGAAGUGAGCUGUAUGUGGCGCGUUUGACCCACGGGCUGGAGCCGCUGCGCCAUCUGAGAGUGGCAGCUGGGCCGUGCUCGGUGGCACAGGACCCCGCAGGCGGACGCUUCGUGGUGCUGGACGGUGCAGGCCACCUGCACGUGCACAGGGAGGACGGCUGGGCUGACAAGAAGCUACGGGCCCCGGCCAUGCUCACGGGACUGGUGGCAAUGCGGGGCCCACGGGACACCACGAGCCGCUUUGUGGGUUGGGGCCCCGAGGGGCUGGCCAUCCUAAGGCCUGACCUCAGCCUGCUGUGGCUGAGUGAGCCAGGGGUGGGCAGGGGGCCGGGCCACGAGCCCAUCUGCGGUCUGCCAGUGCCCAGCCUGGGGCUGCUGCUAGUGGCAGAGGCAGGUGGCAGCCUGGUGCUCUGGGAGUUCCGUUCGGGGGGUCGCCGCCUGGUGCCGCGUGGGUCACCUCUGCAGCUGCCACCAAGUCCUGCAGGGACACUCACCCGUUUGGUUCUGGGGCCCCCACAUUCCCACCAAGUCCCAUGCUGCUUCGCGGCCUACGGCUCAGCCGUGCUCACCUUCGAUCUGCACACCUGGGCUCUCGUAGACGUGCGCCAAGACCUGCACAAAACCACUAUCUGGGAUGUGGCCUACUGCCUAGAGGUGGGAGCAGUGGUGACAGCCUCUCAAGACAGCACGGUGAAGGUGUGGGAGGCGGACUGGCAGAUCCGGAUGGUGUUCAUGGGCCACACAGGCCCAGUGACCGCUCUGGCGGUGCUCCCGAACACGUCCCGGCUGCUGUCGGCCUCGCGGGAUGGGACGCUGCGCACAUGGGACCUGCAGACGGUGGCACAGGUGGGCGAGGUGGCGCUGGGCCGGGGCGCCGCGUGUGGGCUCGUGACCCGCCUGCUGGCGCCCGCUGGCCCCGGCUGGCCGGUGCUCUCCCUGAGCACCGGCGGCGUGGACCUGUGGCGCCUCCGCGAGCUCUACUCGCCGUUGGCGCAGCUGUCCGCGCCGGUGCUUCACCUGCAGCUGGUGCCCGCGCUGCCAGCGUCCGCGCACCCGCUCCUGCCGGCGCGCCUCGUGUGCGCCUGCGCCGACGGCUCGGUCUACCUGGUGGCGGCGGCGACCGGGCACACGGUGAGCGCGCUGCUGCUGGAGCCCGACGACCGCGCGGCCUCCGUGCUCUACUGCCUCCCGCGCGAGGCGCUGUGGCUGCUGACGCGCGCCGGCCACCUGGUGUGCGCGGACGCGGCGCGCUGCCCCAUGCGCGUGCUGCGGCGCGUGUGCCCGCCCGCCGCCCCCGCGCGCAGGCCCUGCUGCCUGCACCUCUACAGCCACCUCACGGACCCCGGCGGCGCGCGGGCCAGCUGGCAGGCCGUGUGCCGGCGUGCGGGGGAGCCGGGCCGCCGCGACGCGCCGCGGGCCUGGAAGGACAGGAACCGGUACCUACCCGUGCUGGGGCACAUGGAUGGCAGCCUGUCCGUCCUGGAGUGGCACAGCUCGAAGACCGUCUUCCAGACCGAGGCGCACAGCCCGGGCCCCGUUACCGCCAUCGCGUCUACCUGGAACAGCGUCGUGUCCUCCGGCGGAGAUUUGACGGUGAAGAUGUGGCGCGUCUACCCCUACGCCGAGGAGAGCCUGAGCCUGCUGCGCACCUUCUGCUGCUGCCACCCCGCCGUGGGGCUCUGCGCGCUGGGGCGGCGCAUCACGGUGGCCUUUGAGGACCCUGACAGCGCCACCUAUGGCUUGGUGCAGUUUGGCCUGGGCGACAGUCCCCGCUCUGAUCACCGGCCCCAGGAUGACCCUACGGACCACAUCACCGGCCUGUGCUGCUGUCCCUCGCUCCAGCUGUACGCCUGCUCCAGCCUGGACUGCUCCGUGCGCAUCUGGACGGCGGAGAACCGUCUGCUGCGGCUCCUGCAGCUGAAUGGCCCCCCUCAGGGCCUGACCUUCAGCAGUGAUAGCGGGGACCUGGUGUUGGCUCUGGGCUCCCAGCUCUGCCUGGUGUCUCACAGGCUUUACCUGCCCACAUCGUACCUGGUUAAGAGCCUGUGCCAGAAGGUCCCUGAUGUGGUGCCUGACCCUCCACUGCCACUGACCAGCCAGGAGUUGCUGACCUCCACCCAGCUGCAGAGGCUCGCCGACCUCCAGGGGAUGCCGGGUCUUAGCCCAGACUCCUCUUCCGUCCAUCGCCAGACAGCGACACCUCCGCGGCCAGUGUUGGAGGAGGACUUGGAAGUCCUCACUGCCCGGGACCGAGACCUGCAGCAGCUGAGGCUGGGCCUGGGGGUCCCCGCAGCCCCCCACCCACCCUCCUGGCAACAGCGGCAGGAGGCCUUCGACAACUACUUGCACCUGAUCUAUGGCCGGGGCUUGCCGGACAUGCCUUCUGGAAGAGAGUUCCGGCAGUGGAGCGCCACGACCCUCACUGUGGAGAGAGAGACCUCGGCCGUGUGCACUGUACGCAGAGCGGCCAGCGGUCUUCGGCGGCCGGGGGUCCGCGCUGAAGGCCCGACGGCGCCCACAGCCCUCGCCCGACGGGAGCCGGGAGCCACGGGCCGGCACUUCGCCCAUCCUCGCCGAGUCCCCUCACCUAUCGCAGCCACACGCCGGGGCGUGCACGGCAGGGCAUCCCAGCUGCUGGCCCGCUCCUCGCUGAGCAGUAACCUGGGCCUCAGUCUGGACCUGCAGCUACAGUGGGAACGACUCCGAGGGAAGAAGCCUGCAGUCCCCGACUCUCCAUCCCUCCACCUACAGCACAGGGUCCCCCUCUUGAAGAGGAGGCGGCCCAACACGCCUCUUUGCAAUCUCCGAGGCUUCUUUCCUGCCACCGCUCGGCCCUACGAGGACUUGCGGCGGCCCAUCGGCUUCCCCGGCAGCGUGCCCAACUCGGUUGUGCUGUGCCAGCUGUGGCUUCAGCAGGAGGUCAGCAGCCCGGGCGCCCUCGCCCAGCUCACCGGCCACCGCAGGCCCAAGCCAGGAAGGCACCAGGACGACCUAUGGCAGCUGUGGCGCAUCAGGCAGCCGGGUGCCAAGGGGCAGCAGGACCUGACCCAGUGGCUGGGGGAAGAGGAGCAGGAGGGGCGCUCCCUGGACUGGCUCUCAGACUCCCUGAGCCCACACGGGGAGCUCUCUGAGUCCGAGGAGACGGAGGCUCAGAGCUCGGAGUACUUGACCCCGAAGCGCACGCACUCUCGCGCCCGCACCGCGGCCGGGCCCGAGACCGGCCUCCGCCAGCCCUUGCAUUCCUCUGGGCACGCACUCCGGGAAGAGCGCUCCGGGUAUCUGCCCAGGCUCCUGCAUUUCUUCGUCGGCCAGAACUGGUUCAAAGAGCUCUUCCCCGUCUUCACCUUGGAGGCCUACCCCGAGGUGGGCACGGCGGAGGGCCUGGCCUCCAUGUUCAUGGACCGGCUGUUCGAGGCCUCUUGGACGGAGCGCGUGCACGUCUUGAGGGCGCUGCUGAGGCUGCUGCCCGACCUGAGCAGAGACCUCCAUGACCGGCUGCAGGGCCUCCUGGUGCGCCUGCUCAACCUGGACCAGCCCCCCAGCCUCGAGGACCCGCCGCAGAAGGAGUUCGUGAUGCUGGCGCUGCAGCUGCUGCUGGCCUGCUCCCUGCAGUCGCGCGAGGUGGUGCUGGAGCUCCUGUCCUACUUCCUCUACUCGCCGGCCUCCUGCCGGCCCGAGCUCAGGAAGCUGCUGGACGGGCUAGGCCUUCAGGACCCGCAGGGCUUCCUGUUCAAGGAGAUGAUGACGUGGGUGCGGGGCCCCGACGCCGACUCCAAGGCCGCCCUGCGCAAGCACUGCUGCCACAAGCUGGAGGAGAUGGUCCGAAGGCUGCAGAUGCAACGCUUGCAGCCUUCCAUGGCCAAUUUGUCAGAGAUGCUGCCGAAGGUGUCCCAGACUGCGGUGUUUCUGCCUCCUCCCAAGGAGGCCCUGGCACAGAUCUCCGUGCUCGCUGGGUCAGCUCCCGUCUCGGGGACAGCCCGGGUCCGUUCCUGGGUGUCCUCUCUGGUGGUCUCACCCCGGGAGCUGGACUCAGCUGUCGUCCAGUCCCGAGCCAAGCCGAUGCCUUCGCCAAGGCGCCUGGGGCGGACCAAACGCGGGCUCUCGGAGGCGCUGUCCCACUUCUGGACCCCCGAGAUCUGUGCGUGCACCUCAGCACCCGACGUGCUGCCGGAAGAGCUGCCACCACUGGAGCAGACAGACUGGUCCCGGUCACAGAUGCUGGACCUGGGGACCAUCGACGCGCUCAACUUCUUCUGCAAGCAGCUGCAGGCACGGGCUCAGCUGCAGGGUCUCCCGCAGGAGCAGCUGGAGAGGCUGCACCCGAGCCCGUGCCCCCUGGAGUACAACACAGUACUGCCACAGCCCCGGGAAUGCUGGCACUAUCCCAUCCUCCGGCUUCAGGAGGCCAAGGUCCAGAAGUCUCCAGUGAGGCUGAGGGGCUGGAAGCGGUCCCGGUUCUGGGUGAACCGUACUGUCAGCGGCUCCAUCCGGAUGCUGAAGCUGCCCCUGCCGAGGGCAGAAGUCCAGCCUUUCCCCCCAGACUGGCCCAGGCCCGCCCGGCCGCUGCCCCCGCUGCUCCUCCAGCCGGCCUUGCAGCGCUACUUCCUGCCAGAAGAUACGGACCCCGACAGCUCCAGCUGAGCAGGCUGCGCCCAGGCUCUUCCCUCCCGCCCGGAGCCAAGAUGCGGCCCUCCAGCCAGUUGCUCUCCCCUGGAAAUAAAGUCCAGAGGUUGUGGCCA
Messenger RNA from Neogale vison (American mink), 5003 nucleotides. RefSeq names its product WD repeat domain 97 (gene WDR97). The record is from RefSeq and is a predicted model, not a curated record. The coding region runs from base 1 to 4905 and encodes 1634 amino acids. Gene Ontology annotation, molecular function: protein binding. NCBI's taxonomy places the organism in Eukaryota, Metazoa, Chordata, Mammalia, Carnivora, Mustelidae. The transcript has 24 exons.